Messenger RNA from Mixia osmundae IAM 14324, 1572 nucleotides. RefSeq lists its product as uncharacterized. The record is from RefSeq and is a predicted model, not a curated record. Gene Ontology annotation, biological process: magnesium ion transport. The transcript has 6 exons. Bases 1 to 1572 code for a protein of 523 amino acids. Gene Ontology annotation, molecular function: magnesium ion transmembrane transporter activity. Gene Ontology annotation, cellular component: membrane. NCBI's taxonomy places the organism in Eukaryota, Fungi, Basidiomycota, Mixiomycetes, Mixiales, Mixiaceae.
AUGGGCGCCUCCUCCCUGCUCGGCGUUGCUCUUUGCAGCGGCGGCAAUGUACUCAUCAGCGUCGCGCUAAACGUGCAGAAGCUGUCCCAUAAGCGCAUAGAGGAGCAGCAAGACAGUGCUAGUGAACAUGGACAUGGAUCGCAGCCGACUACGCCCUCGACGAGUCACUCGUGUCGACAUGAUCAGCCAGAGGAACUCUCGGAUUCCACGACGCUUGCUCCUGGCUCGCCGAAGCCUGCCUUCGUACUCGCGCGUCCUUCUGUGCAGGAUCUGAAGCCGCCUGUCACCUCGCCAUCUGGCCACGAACGAGGAGAUCCAUUCUUUGCCACUCGCCAGGAGGAACAGGGCGAUGUACAAUAUGUCACACCCAUCAUCAAGCUUCCGAGCUCGCCGACAGCUGACGAGGAUCAGAUCUCGCCAAAAGAUCAUCCGCAAGAGCGCCCAUCCCACGCGAGAGGCGGAAAGACCUACCUGCGCUCAAAGCUCUGGUGGCUCGGCUUGACCCUCAUGGCCAUCGGCGAGGCUUCAAAUUUCAUUUCCUACGGUCUAGCGCCGGCAUCGCUUGUCGCACCUCUCGGAUCAGUCGCACUCAUCGCCAAUUGCUUCGUCGCGCCACUGCUGCUCAAGGAAACAUUCAGAAAGCAAGACAUCAUCGGCAUCGGCAUGAGUGUCAUCGGUGUCUCCACAGUCGUCAUCAGCAGUCAAUCGAGCGAACAAAAGCUCUCGCCCGACGAGCUCAAGCGCGCCAUCCGUGGCGUUGGCUUCAUCGUAUACGCUAUCGUCUCCCUCGUCCUCAUCGGCAUCCUUUCGUUCUUGUCUACACGCCCGGUCGCUGAUCGCUGGAUCAUCAUUGACGUUGGCUUAUGCGCCCUCAUCGGCGGGUUUACCGUGCUGACUACGAAGGCCAUUUCGUCCUUUCUCAACAUCAUCUUCCUCGAUAUGUUCCGCGAGUGGAUAACAUACCCGAUCCUGCUCAUACUCGUCCUGACCGCCGUUGCGCAAGUCAAUUACCUCCAAAAGGCACUGCAGCGCUUCGAUAGCAGGGAGGUCGUCCCAACGCAGUUUGUGUGCUUUACGUUGUCGGCGAUCAUUGGCUCUGCUGUGCUCUACCGCGACUUUGCAAACGCAGACUUUCAGCGCGUUCUCAACUUUUGCUUUGGCGUGGGUAUCGUCUUCGGUGGUGUUCGCGUCCUCACACGGUCUCAAGAAGACGAGAACGACGCAGGCCGGCAGCGAAAGAGCCCAACAGACAAUGAAAGAAAUCGCUUGCUCGAGCAAGGCGAUCAUGUAGGCUAUCUCACCACCUCUGCACAUGGCCCGACGCCGCCCAGGUCGAUCAGGCGGCGGAGUAGCGCGCUUGCACUCACUGGGCGACGAAUGCUUUCUUCGGGCUAUGUGCUCAUCGCUCACUCGCCCACGGCGUCCAAUCCGGGCAGUCUUAUUCAGCGGGACUCGUUCGGUCAGCGUACGAGGCGCCGCUCGUCCCUCGAUGCCCGGCAGAAUGAGUUUCCCUGGUCAAACACACGCACAAAGUCCAGCCAGCGAGCCAGUGCGGCAGACGAGGAGACAUGA